AUGGCCGUGCCGGGGAGCCGGCCCUGCCCGCGCCCCAGGACCGCGCUUUCCUGCGCGCCUUGGCGGGGGAGCGGGCACCGAGGCAAAGGGGAUGGCCGGGACACCCCUCACGGCGGGCGUCAGGAGAGAUUCCCGCCCGGGGACCAGCGGCCAGGGACGGGGCCGAGGGGGCGGGGGGAGAAGCCCGGUGCACACCGGCGGCAGCACCGGCGUGUCACCGCCGAGGUGUCACCCCCGAAGCGUCACCCCCCUCGAGGUGUCACUCCCGAGGUGUCGCCGCGGCCGCUCCGGGCCGGGCCGGGCCCCGCGGGGUCGCGCUCACCUGCGCGGGGCCCGCGCGCGCCGCCGCCGCCACAGGGGAAGCCUGGGCCGAGGGCGCCCCCUCUGGGCCGCGCGGGGAAGCGGCGGCGGGGCCGGGCGGGGUCACCGGGACCGCGGCACCGGGACAGCGGCACCCCGGGACAGCCGGCACCCCGGGACAGCCGGCAUCACCGGGACAGCGGCACCCCGGGACAGCCGGCAUCACCGGGACAGCGGCACCGGGACAGCGGCACCCCGGGACAGCCGGCACCCCGGGACAGCGGCACCCCGGGACAGCCGGCACCCCGGGACAGCCGGCACCCCGGGACAGCCGGCACCCCGGGACAGCGGCACCGGGACAGCGGCACCCCGGGACAGCGGCACCCCGGGACAGCCGGCACCCCGGGACAGCCGGCACCCCGGGACAGCCGGCAUCACCGGGACAGCGGCACCGGGACAGCGGCACCACCGGGACAGCGGCACCACCGGGACAGCGGCACCCCGGGACAGCCGGCACCACCGGGACAGCCGGCAUCCCGGGACAGCGGCACCCCGGGACAGCCGGCAUCACCGGGACAGCCGGCAUCCCGGGACAGCCCUCCGGCGCCCGGGAGCACCGGGUCGUGGGGACGCUGA
This is a messenger RNA of Passer domesticus (house sparrow), 936 nucleotides long. RefSeq names its product collagen alpha-1(I) chain-like. Lineage: Eukaryota; Metazoa; Chordata; Aves; Passeriformes; Passeridae. The coding region runs from base 1 to 936 and encodes 311 amino acids. The record is from RefSeq and is a predicted model, not a curated record. The transcript is spliced from 2 exons.